Messenger RNA from Aspergillus puulaauensis, 2631 nucleotides. Its product is annotated as gamma-tubulin-complex subunit SPC97. The record is from RefSeq and is a predicted model, not a curated record. The transcript has 4 exons. Gene Ontology annotation, cellular component: centrosome; mitotic spindle pole body; equatorial microtubule organizing center. Lineage: Eukaryota; Fungi; Ascomycota; Eurotiomycetes; Eurotiales; Aspergillaceae. Gene Ontology annotation, biological process: mitotic cell cycle; meiotic cell cycle; spindle assembly. Bases 1 to 2631 code for a protein of 876 amino acids. Gene Ontology annotation, molecular function: microtubule minus-end binding; gamma-tubulin binding.
AUGAACCCACCACGACCCCGCGUUUCGUCCAGUCGCGUCGGCGAUGGUGAAAAGCCCGGUUUACGCGGCGGCACAGCUUCCCCAUUACAAGCAGAAAAUAUGGAUCAUCGUGGAAGCACGUCGUCUCAGAAGAGCAAAGUUCCACGGGAUCAUGUCACAUCUGAAAAGCGAACCGAACGCCAUGUAGUUCAGACGAAAGAGAAGCUUCAAACCCGAACAAGGCACCCAGUGAGGGAGUCACCCAGCGCAGGAAAUCGAGGAGAUGGAGACAAGUCGCGCUCGAGGCGGCCGAAUACGGCGACCAACCAUAGCCCUGAUGUUCGGAAGAAGGAGAAGGAGACCCCGGAUGCACCAUGGAACCCGCACGCCUCGUUGAUGCCCUACUCUACUGCUCCGUUAGCAACUCGUGUAUCUGCCCCUCCGCUUGCCUCUGCGCUGCCUCAGUCCCUUCAUCCGACGCCGCUACGCGAGCUGCCUACCGAUGCGCAAGAAAAAGCGAUACUGGAAGAUCUUCUAUUUGUGUUCAUGGGAUUCGAGGGCCAAUAUAUUCAAUAUCACUCUCAGUAUGACCCAACCACGGAAAAGAUCCGUUUAACAGGGCCGGAUUUCCAGCUACCGUCUGGAUUAGAUCCAACGCUGAGAGACCUCACGCGGUCCAUGCUAAAAAUGGCGACGCAUUACAGUGCUCUUGAAGCUUUUGUGGAAGUCCAAAGUCGCGCGGAAUAUGGGGCAGUGAGCCACGCGCUAUGUGCCGUAAUUCGGAAACUACUGAAGGACUAUUUGAUCCUCGUUGCUCAGCUAGAGUCUCAGCUACUCAACAACCCAACAUUCACUCUUCACCUACUCCAUCUCCAUACAAUGCCUACCAGCCAAUGUCUAGCUCAGCUAUACUCUUUAGGUCAAGAGCUGCUCAGACGAAACGGUCUCUUGGAUCAGGAUCUCGAUGAGUCGAUCGAUGACUUUGAUGACGUUGAUAAUAUUCUUGAGCAACUCAGAGAAGGGGGUGAUCUUAUUCCUGGGGCAAUGUCUAGCAAGAAGAUAUGUAAAGGAGGCAAUGUUUUGCGGCUGCUGACCGAGCGGCUGGCAACAUUUUCAGGCGAUCCAACCACGAAGACACUCCUGGAAACGCUCCUACGUGAAGCUAGCAGGCCAUACAUGACAAUGCUCAAUGAGUGGCUUCAUCAUGGAGGAAUCAAAGACCCUCACGCGGAGUUUCUCGUCAAGGAGCAGAAGUGGAUUAAGCGAGAGAAGCUGGAAGAAGACUACACGGACGAGUACUGGGAGAAGCGCUAUACUAUCCGCGAUAAUGAAGUGCCCCCGCAGCUCGAUAGCGUCCGAGACAAGGUUCUUCUAGCAGGCAAAUAUUUGAACGUGGUACGGGAGUGUGGAGGUGUGGACGUUAGCAAGGCGGUUAAGGAUGUCCCAAAAACAUUUGAUGACCCUCGCUUCCUAGAGAACGUGAACGCCGCGUAUACCUAUGCCAAUGCUUCCUUAUUGAACCUCCUCUUGACCAAGAACUCUCUCACCACUCGCUUCCGCUCCCUUAAACACUACUUUUUCCUCGACCGCUCCGAUUUCUUCUCUUAUUUCCUCGAGCUUGGGACAUCCGAGCUCCGCAAGCCUGCUAAAAACGUUAACGAAAGCAAGCUGCAGUCGCUCCUUGAUCUAGUGCUGCGCCAACCAGGCAGUAUCGCCGCACAAGAUCCAUUCAAGGAAGAUGUAAAGGUCCGGAUGAAUAAAAUUGGGCUUACCAAAUGGCUUAUGCAAGUUGUCAGCGUCUCUGGGAUUGACCAAGAUAACCCAGAGGCGGCAUUGGAGAAGUACCAAGCGCCGCAAGCAGGCGGCGAUGACGACAAGGACAUUGUUGGCUUUGAUGCUCUCGAGCUUGAUUACUCCGUUCCAUUCCCACUAUCCCUGGUUAUCAGUCGCAAAACAGUACUCCGAUAUCAACUCAUAUUCCGCCACUUGCUAUCACUUCGCCAUCUCGAGACCAUGUUAUCAUCUGCCUGGCUGGACCAGAGCAAAACUAUGGGCUGGCGCCAUAGGUCAUCCGACCGACGGCUAGAGAUGUGGAAGAGGCGCGCCUGGAUUCUCCGGUCGAAGAUGCUUGUCUUUGUCCAGCAGCUACUCUACUUUUGCACCGCAGAAGUAGUUGAACCCAACUGGCAAAAUCUUAUGAAUCGCAUGAACGGUACUGACGCAGACGGGUCGGAAGUAACCGUAAACGGCACUAAACAAGUCAACCGAACUGUUGAUGAACUUAUGCAAGACCAUGUGGAUUUUCUAGACACCUGUCUUAAAGAAUGCAUGUUGACGCAAGCUAAGCUGCUCAAGAUCCAUUCAAAGCUCCUAACCUGCUGCACGAUGUUCGCGUCGUGGACCUCGUCACCACUGGGACGCGCUCUGACUUCAGCCGACCCAGAGCUAAGCUCAAACCCUGCUACCUCUGACGGCCGAGGCUAUGAUCCGAGUCGAAUAGGGAAACUCGAGGACACACUGAAGCGAUAUGAGGACCAUUUCAACCGCCAUCUCCGGAUUCUCAUGGACAGCUUGAACUACUUCGCCGCAACGGAGAGCGUCGUCCUGCUGAAACUAGCGCAUGCCCUGAGCUCUAUCAGUAAGGAGGACUGA